AUCAUUGUUCUAGAUAUUUCUCUGUAACACGUCGUUCUCUCUCCUAGGGUUUGUCUUGAUUUCCUUCGUUUGUAAAGAUCUAGUGUUUAGAUCUUGUAUCGUGAGUCAAGUUGUAUAUCAGAUCAUCAAGUUGAUGAUCUGUAUGUGUUAGGAGUGUAAGAGUGUGUGAGUUUGUUAUGUUCGUGAUUGUUUCAGUGUUCAAGUGUUUUAAUAAGAGUUUUGGUUGCUGAUUUCAUGUCUUUUGACAUGGUAUCAGAGCUCUGAUACGUUCUUUGAGUUGUUCGCUUCCGUUAUUAGUCUCUGAUUCUUGAUUCGCUGGUUAGGGUUUCAUAGAGUUUUGGGGUUUUUUCAUCUUCUUGUUGUAAGAUCGGUGGUUUUAUGGGUUAUUCUGAACAGAUCUGAAGAGUUGCUGGUUCUGGAUCUGGUCAUCUUGAGUUUGAUUUGUGAAGAUUUCGGUUGAUUAUUGUUAAGAUUCUUGGAAUCUUGGUAACUUCAAAUCUGUUAGUUCUAGAUCUAUUGUUCAAGAUAAGACUGCUCAGACCUGUGAAGACUUCAACUGCUCUGAUUGACUGAAGAAGGUGUUAUUGGUCUUGGUGAACUGUUUUUGCCGACUUUGGUUUUGCAGUGUAGGGUGUCUUUUUUGGUUGUUGAUCUUUAACUGAUAUCUGUUUGUCUAUUGUGUGUGACUGAAUUAAUAAUGGCAGAUCUUAUGAACUUGUUUGGUGAAACUUUAAUAAGUAAACUAGAACCAGAUAAUCCUUUGUAUUUGCAUGCUAGUGAUUCUACAAGUUUAACUGUGGUGAAUAUAAAGCUUAAAGGAACUGAAAAUUAUACUGUAUGGGCUAAUGCAAUGAGUUUGGCUUUGAGGGUUAAAAAUAAAACUGGUUUUAUUGAUGGAACUUUUUUAAAACCUGGUGAUAAUGAAAUUCUUGGUUCACAAUGGGAAAGAUGCAAUUCGGUUGUUUUAGCUUGGAUUUUAAAUUCAGUUUCUGAAGAGCUUUAUUUGGGUCAUGUGUAUUCGAAAUCUGCUGCUGAGGUUUGGAAAGAGUUGAGAGAUACUUACGAUAAAGUAGAUGGGUCUGUAGUAUUUGAUUUAUAUCAAAAGAUUAAUUCAUUUUCUCAAAAUGGCUCGUCGGUUGCUGAGUAUUAUCAUAAGUUGAACAUUAUGUGGAAACAAUUAGACCAGAUUUUGCAAAUACCUACUUGUACUUGUAAUGCAUCCAAUCAGUAUAAUAACUUUAAUCACCUUGUUAAACUAAUGCAAUUUUUAAUGGGGUUGGAUAGUGUGUAUCAGCCUGUUAGGUCUAGUUUGCUGAUUAGAGAGCCUUUACCUACUAUAAAAGAGGCUUUCUCGAUUAUAUCCAGGGAAGAAUCUCACAGGAACUCUAAUGGUUUUGUGUCUAAAGAGCAGAAUGUUGGUUUUAUAUCUAAAAUUAAUUCUGUUACUGAUAAUAAAAAGAAGUUUUCUAAGAACAUAAAUCAGAAUGUCAAGUGUACUCAUUGUAAUAAACUGGGUCAUUCAAUUGAGAAAUGUUUUGAACUCAUUGGAUAUCCUCCCUGGAUGAAAUCAAAGUCUAGUCAAGGGUUUAAAAAACAGGCUGUUAGCAAUAAUGUUGUUAAUAGUGGUGUUUCUGAUGUUAGUAAGUCUGAUGCUGCUAGUUUAACUCCUGAUCAGGUGUCGAAGUUGUUAGGUCUGUUAAAUCUGAAAUCUGGUGAGAAUACUGUUAGCAGUAAUAUGUCAGGAUUCGUUAACAAAGAAAAUCCUGGUGACUGGUAGUCAACAUGAGGGGUUAUAUUUCUGUGGUGAGUCUUCUGUUGUGUCAUGUUUUAGUUCAGAUAGUGUAGAUUUGAUUAACUUGUGGCAUGCUAGACUGGGUUACCCCUCUGAAAUUGUGUUAAAAGUCUUGAAAACUUAUUUGAAUCUUAAAGGGUUAGAUAAAAGUUUACCAUGUGAAAUAUGUCAUAAAUCUAAACAACAUAGAGAUCUGUUCCCUCUUAGUGAUCAUAAAACCAAACACCUAGGAGAAGUUGUACAUUUAGAUGUAUGGGGUCCUUAUAAGGUAAAAAGUAAAGAAGGUUUUAGGUUUUUUCUAACUGUUGUAGAUGAUUACACGAGAUCUGUUUGGGUUUAUCUUAUGAGGCAUAAAGAUGAAGUGUUAGAAAAUAUUAAACAUUUUGUGAGUCUCAUUAAAACUCAGUUUGAGAAAAGGUCUACUAGGACUUCUGUUUUACCUAAACGGUUAGAUGAUUAUAUUGUUGAAGGUAAAGUUAAAUAUGGUUUAGAAAAAGUUGUAAACUACUCUAAACUUUCAUGUGAUAACUUCUAUUUUGUUUCUGGGUUGAAUAAGUUGACUGAACCUAGAAAUUAUGUUGAAGCUUGUGUUGAUCCUAAUUGGGUUAAUGCCAUGAAUGACGAAAUAGAGGCACUAAAUAGAAAUAAUACUUGGAGCCUUGUAGAUUUACCUGCUGAUAGGAAAGCUAUUGGGUGUAAAUGGUUUUUAAGAUAAAAUAUAAGUCGACUGGUGAAAUUGAUAGGUAUAAAGCCAGGUUAGUGGCUAAAGGGUUUAGUCAAAGAGAAGGUAUUGAUUUUGAUGAAACCUUCUCUCCCGUUGUUAAAAUGGUCACUGUUCGUUUUCUUUUUAAGAGAAAAAAAAUACAAAUCGGAAGCAAUAAAACUGUUGGGAUUAGUUCUGAAAAAACAAGUAGCCGAUGUUUUUACAAAGGGGCUGUUAGUACAUCAACAUGUUGAGGCGUGUAAGUGGUUAAAUCUGUUUGAUGUAUUUAGUAAUAAAAGUGAGGGGGGGGGGUGUUGAAAAUAUAUACAUGCUUCUUAUAAUCAUAAUCACUUUUAUUCCUUUUAUAUACAUUUGUUUUAAUAUGUUUUAAUAUAUUUGUGUGACAUGUACUGAUCUUGGACUGGGCUUUACAUAUGACGAACAUAUGACGACUGGCUGGGCUUUACAUAUGGACUACUGGACUGCUCUUGCUUUACAUAUGGACUAUUGGGCUACUGGACUACUGGGCUUUACAUAUCUGACCGACUUAACAAACAAGUUGAUGACUGAUCCAUAUAAGUGAACUGGUUACAAGUCUGUGUACAUUGAAAUAAUCAUUGUUCUAGAUAUUUCUCUGUAACACGUCGUUCUCUCUCCUAGGGUUUGUCUUGAUUUCCUUCGUUUGUAAAGAUCUAGUGUUUAGAUCUUGUAUCGUGAGUCAAGUUGUAUAUCAGAUCAUCAACUUGAUGAUCUGUAUGUGUUAGGAGUGUAAGAGUGUGUGAGUUUGUUAUGUUCGUGAUUGUUUCAGUGUUCAAGUGUUUUAAUAAGAGUUUUGGUUGCUGAUUUCAUGUCUU
Messenger RNA from Helianthus annuus (common sunflower), 3349 nucleotides. RefSeq lists its product as uncharacterized. The transcript has 2 exons. Lineage: Eukaryota; Viridiplantae; Streptophyta; Magnoliopsida; Asterales; Asteraceae. The record is from RefSeq and is a predicted model, not a curated record. Bases 698 to 1777 code for a protein of 359 amino acids.